AUGAAAAUAUGUCGAAGAUGGGGCCGAAGACAGAUCCUUUCGCCGCCUCAACGGCACCAAGUUCCCUUCGACGCACUUUCUCUACCCCGAUCAGAUCGUGAUCGAUGUGAUCCACGUCACAUGGUCCACGUGAUUCACGUGAUCCGCACCGUGUUCCAGUCACCCCUGGCAGUGGAAACGCACAAGUUCAUGCAUCCAAAGCCAGACACACUUUGCAGUCAAUCAGCUCUCUUUCAAAUUUCGGUCAAAUCACACAGCCAAGAGUCGAGGAAGCCUAGGAAGUCGAGGAAGUCGAUGCAGAAAAGUUUCAGGGCCAAGGUGUCCAGAUUCCGGUUCUUUGCCAGGUGUCCUGUCUGUCCUGUUCUGUCUCGCGAAUAA
Cladocopium goreaui is the source of this 378-nucleotide messenger RNA. The record is from the annotation of a GenBank genome assembly. Lineage: Eukaryota; Dinophyceae; Suessiales; Symbiodiniaceae.